Messenger RNA from Histoplasma capsulatum G186AR, 2061 nucleotides. RefSeq lists its product as uncharacterized. Lineage: Eukaryota; Fungi; Ascomycota; Eurotiomycetes; Onygenales; Ajellomycetaceae. Gene Ontology annotation, cellular component: nuclear membrane complex Bqt3-Bqt4. The record is from RefSeq and is a predicted model, not a curated record. The coding region runs from base 319 to 1719 and encodes 466 amino acids. Gene Ontology annotation, biological process: meiotic attachment of telomere to nuclear envelope; mitotic telomere tethering at nuclear periphery. The transcript is spliced from 5 exons. Gene Ontology annotation, molecular function: DNA binding.
GUUGCGAUCAUUGUCGCCAGCCAACUCAGUCGCCCUGUCGCCCCAUCGCCUUGCUGGGUUUGUUGGCCUGACUGAGAAGUCGAGCAAGAACGCGCUGCAACGUGGCACCCGUCUCUCCGCCUGUCGCAUCCGACCUGUCACCCAACUUCUAUCUCAAUCGACUCCUCUUCCCCCCCUUGCCUUGCGUCGCCCGCCCUCCUCCUUUCCUUUUCCUCGUCUCCCCUUCUUCUCCGCCAGUCUCGUUGACUUAAGAUAACAUUUAAUAAUAUAUAAUAUUUUAUUUCUCCCCUCCACACCGCCCGGCCGCCAGUCACCACCAUGCGCUCCCUUCCGAGAAGAAUCAACCCUCUCAUCCUGCCAGAGGUUUCACCGCCAUAUGAAGAACUUCUAUCGCGCCGUCGACUGGGUAAGACAAAUCUAUCAGUCAAGCCAGGCCAGAUCGGCACAUCCAGCGCGACGAAACCCGAAAACCUGGGAAUGUUUGAAUAUGCACACUUGAGAGCACCGUUGCCCAAGGACCUCAAGGGUUCGGAGAUUUUUUCCUUCCAAGCGCCACAGCAGCAUCCAGAGGCGUAUUUCCUGAUGCGACGGAGCAAAGAUGGUUAUGUCAGUGCCACUGGCAUGUUCAAAAUCGCAUUCCCCUGGGCGAAGCACUCCGAGGAGAAAACUGAACGGGAUUACCUGAAGAGUAGAACAGAGACCAGUGAAGAUGAGGUCGCCGGGAAUGUUUGGAUCUCUCCCGAGCUAGCACUUGAGAUCGCAAAGGACUAUGGUAUGUUCGACUGGGUUCGAGCGCUCCUGGACCCAACAGAAAUCGUCCAGAACACAUCAAGCCCAGAAAAGCAUAUCUCGCCUCCACCGAAAUUCGAAUUGCCGCCAAUUGAUUCCUCCACAUUUACACCAUCCCAACAAGGCUCCCGCAGAACCCGCCGGUCCGCCACUCCUUCGAAAAUGGCUUCUCCAAAGAAGAAUACCGCUAGUCGCAAACCUCGACAGAGCCGUGCGCAAAGGGAAGCUGCAAGUACCGCUAGCUCAACGGCUGCCAAUGCCUCGCUUCAAAGCACCCUGGAUGCGGCAGCAUCGACAGCAUCGACGACAUCGUCAUUUUCCGGGGACAAGUUACAAUCAAACGGCACCGAAGAACCCAUAUCCAGAUCGCACGGGGACGAAGAAGAGGACGACGCCUCACAGCAUGAAAUUCCCGUCAAGAAAUCCAAAGAUCGCGCCCACAAUAAGUCCGUCAAAGCCACGGAAAGUACAGUGGAAUCUACAGCCCGAGGCGAAGAAGAUCGUGUGGAAACCCGACGAAUCGAUCUUGCGCCGCGUAUGCUCCCCGAAGUAAACCCGGCAGAAGAUUCAGAACGGAUGCUCUCUGAGGCGAAGAAAAUGGUCGCUGACGCCGUGAAGCGUGAUAAGAAGACGAAAGAAGAAGUGGAAGAGGAUGAUCAGAAAGCUGAGCCCUCAUCGUCAACAGCCUCGCCUUCAAAGAAACGGGAUAUGGCCAUUAGGAAGCGGAAGGCGGAGGAAGUACCUGCAGAUAAGCAAGAGGAGGGUGUAGAGGACUCAAGUGAUGCUGCCGCAGCUGCGGAACCGGCGCAACCGGCUAAACGCGCUAGGCUGCUAGAGGAAAAAUUACGGCGAGAGAGAGUGCGGAAUCGCGCGCUUGUUGGGGUUACUGCUACGUUGGCACUCGCUGCGGCAAUACCAUACUUUCUUUAAUAUGUUGUAAAUAAACUUUCUUUUCCAUCUCUUUUCUUCUCAGUUAUUCUUGUGUCUUGUUAUUUUUUCUUCUUCUCAGGUUUCGGAUUUAAUUUUCACUGUCGCCCCGUUCGAGCGAGGAAGCGGAUCAAGUAGGAAAACAUGAGAAGAGAAGGGGUUGAAGCAUACCACUUCUUACGUUCACGUUAUAUACAUAUAUCCGACCGUGGCAUGUUGAGACAGAGCGAGGGAGACAGUGAUGUGAGAAGCAUUUUGAAUUCUCCGAACCCACCACAACUGGCUCUUUAUUCAAGACGGCGGCUAUCAUUCCAUUCCUUUUUUAACCUAAUAUUCCCACUGUUU